Erigeron canadensis is the source of this 1575-nucleotide messenger RNA. Its product is annotated as lysine histidine transporter-like 6. NCBI's taxonomy places the organism in Eukaryota, Viridiplantae, Streptophyta, Magnoliopsida, Asterales, Asteraceae. The transcript has 8 exons. Gene Ontology annotation, cellular component: plasma membrane. The record is from RefSeq and is a predicted model, not a curated record. Bases 84 to 1397 code for a protein of 437 amino acids.
GCUGAGACAUCACUCAUCAAUCCCACAUUCACUUCUUUUUGGAGACUGCUCCAACUUCCGAUCUUUUUUCUUUCCUGUCUCCAAUGGUUUCUGCUUCUUCUCCUCCACUUCCGAAGGAAGCUCCGGUGGAGGGAGAAUGGGAAGAAGGGCCACGAAGGGAGGCAAAAUGGUGGUACUCCACUUUUCACACAGUCACCGCCAUGGUUGGUGCUGGUGUUCUUAGCUUGCCUUAUGCUAUGUCCUACCUCGGAUGGGGUCCAGGUAUGGCCUUAAUGGUGAUAUCAUGGUGCAUGACCUUACACACAAUGUGGCUCUUGGUCCAACUACACGAGUCUACCCCAGGCACUCGUUAUGACCGUUACAUAGACCUAGCCAGGCAUGCUUUUGGCCAGAAACUCGGCCCGUGGAUAGUACUACCACAACAGCUGAUAGUUCAAGUUGGGGUGAACAUUGUGUACAUGGUAACAGGUGGAACCUGCCUCCAAAAGUUCAUGGAACUGGUCUGCACUGACUGCACUAGGCUACGACAUUCGUAUUGGAUUAUUAUCUUUGGUUCCACACAUUUUUUUCUCUCUCAGCUUCCAAAUUUCAAUUCGGUUUCUGGUGUUUCACUAGCUGCCGCUGUUAUGUCACUAUGUUAUUCAACAAUAGCGUGGGCCGGUUGCCUAAGCAAAGGCAAACAACCGGAUGUAAGCUAUGCAUACAGAAAAACCAGUGGGGCGGAUUCCAUAUUCCGCAUUUUCAAUGCAUUAGGUCAGAUUUCAUUUGCAUAUGCAGGCCAUGCAGUUGCACUUGAAAUCCAAGCCACUAUACCUUCCACUCCGGGUAAACCCUCAAAAGUAGCAAUGUGGAAAGGCGCGAUAGGAGCAUACGUUGUCAAUGCCAUAUGUUAUUUCCCAGUAGCAAUUAUCGGUUACUGGGCAUUUGGACAAGAUGUUACUGAUAACGUCCUUGUUGCACUACAAAAACCGUUAUGGCUCAUUGCCUCGGCAAAUUUGAUGGUGGUGGUUCAUGUUCUCGGUAGCUAUCAGGUGUUUGCAAUGCCAUUAUUUGAUUUGAUGGAAAAAGGACUGAUGAAAAAAUUUAGUAUCCCUUCUGGACUUCCACUUAGACUGGUUGUUCGUUCUACUUAUGUUGCAUUCACAUUGUUCAUGGCAGUGACGUUUCCUUUCUUUGGCGAUCUUCUUGGUUUUUUUGGCGGAUUUGGAUUUGCCCCCACUUCUUACUUUCUUCCAAGCAUAAUAUGGCUCAUACUCAAGAAACCCAAGAGAUUCAGUACCCAUUGGCUUGUUAAUUGGGUGGGAAUAUUCAUAGGAGUGUUCAUUAUGUUAGCAUCAACCAUCGGUGGAUUCAGGAAUAUAAUUGCAGACUCGUCAAGUUAUGAUUUCUAUCAGUAAAUCAAUUUGAUUUCAUACUUUUGUAUAAAUAAUGAUGUAUCUGUACGUAUAGUCGUAUGUUUGAAGAUGAAAAUUCUAUGCUUCAUACUGAGAAUACAUGUAUGUAAAAUGAACUUAAAGAUGAAACUUGCAACAGAUUUGGUUGGAUACAAUAUAUAUGAAUCUUAUUUGUUUGAUA